Etheostoma cragini (Arkansas darter) is the source of this 1376-nucleotide messenger RNA. It is a transcript of the gene tmem119a, whose product is annotated as transmembrane protein 119a. Gene Ontology annotation, cellular component: plasma membrane. Lineage: Eukaryota; Metazoa; Chordata; Actinopteri; Perciformes; Percidae. The transcript has 2 exons. The record is from RefSeq and is a predicted model, not a curated record. Gene Ontology annotation, biological process: positive regulation of osteoblast proliferation; positive regulation of bone mineralization; ossification. Bases 407 to 1150 code for a protein of 247 amino acids.
CGAAUUACAUUUUCUUACAAAAUAAAGACCCUAUCCAGGGACUGUUUAACAUUCAGCAUCCCAUCCAGAACAUGUACAGAAUCACUUCUACAUGGCUGUUCCCUAUAUCAUAUAUUUCAGAAAAGCUUCAAUCCUAAAUGGAUGCACCAUGAGUACAGGAGGAUGAAGACUGGGUGUGGGAGGUCGAGAAAGAGGGAGGAGAAGCUGAAAAUAGAGGGAUGGACAUCAUCAGCAGUGAGCUGACUUUUUAGGGCUUAGUAAAAAAAAAAAAACAGUCAGUAUAACUCCGCAGGGAGGGAACUCUCUUUCACUCUUACUUUCCUCUCAAUCUCCCCUUUGUCUCUGUCUUCUGCACUGUUUUGCUGUUCAGAAGAUUAACCCGGGAUAACACAUUCUGACAGAGAAGAUGAUGUCCCGUUUGGUUUUUCUCAUCACCUGUGUGACCCUGCUCUCGCUUUCUCACGCCACUCCUCUGUUCUACAACACAUCCAUGGACGGCAGUGGUGAUGAAGCGGAGCUAGAGCUCAUUUUUCCAACCUCUUUCUCCACUCGAGCACCUGUUCACAUCUCCCCUACUACUGGAGCUCCCACCCUUACCAACACCAUCACCAACACCAUCACCACCACUAUGAUACGCCUGAAGGACUUCGUCUUUACCCGAGUAGUGGACUUCCUGCAGGAUAAUCUGCUCAUCAUCAUCGUCGUGACCUCUCUUCUCAUCGUCAUGGUCUUCAUCAUCUGCUGUGCCUCUGCCAUGAGUCAUAAGAGCAAACUGGAGGCCUACAAACCCCCUCCUCCUCCAAACAAGAAGUCUUCGGCUGAUAAAACAGGCGGAAGCAAAAGUUCCAGCGAGAUCCAGGAGAGACCGUACGCCGUCGACCACGUGAAGAGGGUCCAGACUCAGAGCAUGGCCUCCCCCAAACACCUCCGCGUGCCCUCCAAGGCUCUGGUGGGAGAGGCUGGUAGAGACGUCAGGUCGUCGCCUCGCCAGGACGUCAGAAAGGUCAGGGAGGCAGAGGAGGUGGAAAAGCGGAGAGAGGAGCCCAAGCACAAAGAGCAGACCAAGCACAGGGAGGAGGUGCAGCCGAGUCCCAGCACAAGCUCCGCUCAUCCAGUGUGCACCUGCCACCUGAAAAAGGCCCACCACUAGGCCAUGUUCAAGCCUGGUAUGGGCUUAAGAGGGAAAACGUUGCAACAAUGCAAAAACAAAAUCAGAAAAGUCGGUUAUACUGCACACAUUAUGGGAUUCAAAUCUAAAACAACUGCCAAAGAGAUAAUGUAAUUGUGAGGCUCAUGCCCUUAUACGGAAAAAUAGAUAAAUCUAAAUGUUCAUGGAAAUAUGAAGUAACACCUGAUGUAAAAAUGAAAAUGAUAGA